Klebsormidium nitens is the source of this 1267-nucleotide messenger RNA. The record is from the annotation of a GenBank genome assembly. NCBI's taxonomy places the organism in Eukaryota, Viridiplantae, Streptophyta, Klebsormidiophyceae, Klebsormidiales, Klebsormidiaceae.
UACGAACCUGGGAGCGCCUGGGAAGUGAAUUAGCUAUCGGUUGACGCCACAUGGAGGAACGGUCGUCCUUGUCAUUUGAGCAGUGUGAUGAACAGACAGUCAGACUGAACUCUGGAGUGAAGAAUCAGGAAGAAGGAAAAGCACACGAAAGACGCCAUUGAGAAGUGCUUUGAUCUUUCCUGACCACCUUUGUUUCCCCUCUGCAAUCAGCAGGCGCAAUGGCUUCCUCUCUUGCCCGUGCUUCGACCAGUGUGGCCGCCACCUCGGUGGCUGGGUCGGCAGCGGCCAGCCAGACUGUGCAGGUCAGGAGCUUUGUGUCUGGCAUCCCAAUGAGGGGCAGCGCUUUCAGGGGCCAGAGGCUGGCUGCGGUGCAGUCUGGGCACAGGACAGUAAUGGAGGAGAAGAGCACCGCUGUUAAGCCGCCAGAGGGAAAGGCUGAGAAGAAGCCUUUCACCCCCCCCACCUUGGACUCAUCUAUCCCUUCUCCCAUCUUCGGCGGGUCCACCGGCGGUCUGCUUAGAAAGGCUCAGGUUGAGGAGUUCUAUGUCAUCACUUUCGAGUCACCCAAGGAGCAGAUCUUUGAGUUGCCAACCGGGGGCGCUGCCAUCGCUCGCAAGGGACCCAACCUUUUGAAACUUGCCAGGAAGGAGCAGUGCCUGGCUCUAGGAACGCAGCUUAGGAACAAGUUCAAGAUCAACUACCAAUUCUACAGGGUGUUCCCCAGCGGUGAGGUCCAAUACUUGCACCCUAAGGACGGAGUGUACCCUGAGAAGGUCAACGCUGGCAGGAAGGGCGAGAACAUGAACAUGAGGAACAUUGGGUCAAACGCAAACCCUGCCGAUCUCAAGUUCACAGGCAAGACACCAUAUGGCGAGCCUGCUGAUAUGAUGGGCUCAGCAUAGGCAGCACGUCUGUGAUCUGUGCUACAAGAGCGUAAUGAGCAAUAACAGAACAGAACAGCAAGCCUACAUUGAUACAGGCAAGUCAGCCACCCUCGAAUGCAGACCAGCAAGUAGCGGUGACAUCACAUUGAGUUUUUCGGGCGAGCUGGGGCCUCAUCCUCCCUGUCGGGAUGAUUGCGGCCUUGUGCUAUUGGUCGGGCUUCAGAUACGGAUGUUUGUGUACAUAGAAUUCAACGUAAGCAGCAAUGGUUCUCGAGAUCUUGAGAGCCUGGUGUCAACGUUUUUCAUAUUCCCUUCAAGAACUCAUUGACGCAUGUCGGCUGCCAUCUUGAUUCAACACCAUCUGCGCUUGCAAUGCGAAUCAA